AUGUCGACAGCACCAUCUCUAGAGAAAGGCACUCCCUCUUCAACGGAAGCUGUCUACGCAAUAUUGAAUGUAUUAUCCAAUAAUCUGACCAUCGACUUGCGGCCCUCAUUGGCAACAUUGGUCGCAACCCCGACUGACACAACCGUGCGGCUUGUUUUUAACGCCGAAAUAUGUCGGCAACAUCCUUCAACGCAGAGUUUAGAGGAAUCUCAUUCCCCUCAUGUGCAUUUGGGUUCAAUUAACAUAAGUCCAAUUGAUAUCCAGCGAUAUUUGCGCGAAUAUUCGACAGCCACUGUGGCUGCCGCCUGUAAAUCCAGCAAUGCGAACGUAGAAAGUCAUGAUAUUUCCAAUUCUACAGUUCAACCCCAGAGACGAAAUUCUAUGCUAGUGGAACCGGAGAUAAUCUUACGUUUUAGCCAGGAGUCCGAUCAUCAUCUCGACAAGAGGCGCAAAAUAAGUGACGAUUCUCAAGAGGAAGUGAUUGUUGAAGAUAAUCAGCAAGAUGAUUACCAUGCUGCGGUGUUUGAAGAUAAUGCCACUACUCGACAAAUUCAAACUAAAUCACGCGAAUUUCCUCAACGCAAGAAGAAGAAAGAUCAGGACGUGCACGAGUUGCAGCCACUGUCUACUGAGAGGUUUGUUUCUGGUGUGUGGAAGCAGAUAUUCAAUAGCGUAGAAUUGACACCAAGCUCUCUAGUAAACUCUUCAUAUGACAAUCUAUGUGGCACCACCAACCCAGGCAGCAGCUCUAAUAUUGAGGCUUUUCGCUUUAUCAACACGAUUUGUCUACGAGUUACCAAGUUGAGCAAAUGUUCUCGCGCUUUGGAAACUAUCGUACAGGCCCGCUGGGUGGAUUGCUUCGAAGCUCGAGUGAAGGAGAUUGAAAUAGAGACGCCGUUUUUAUCGAUUACGGAGACGAAGAUGUGCGCUUUGAGAGAGGCAUGCACCAUGCUUCAGUGGUCGGAGAAGGAGCUCAGAAAUAAAUUAUCCAUCUGGCGAGGCUACAAAGAAAUCAAGGACGCAGGUGGAUGGGCUUGUCUAGUCUUCGCAGGUUCAGGAAUUUACAGAUUCUGUAAAUACAGAGUUGGCUUCGGUAACGGUCUUACUACCAAGCUUGGGAAACAGCGAUCUAGCUUAGAGGUCGCAGCAGACACAAUACACCCGGAAUGGCGACAACUGUUGAGCAUCAUCGGAGAAGAAACCCACUUGAUCUACACUGGCCACCCACAUGACUGGGUUGUGUCUGACGGGGGAACUCCUCUCGAGCUCAAGUCCACCUAUACGCAGUGGGAUCCAGAUUUUCAUUUUACGCAUCUGGAAUCUUCACAACUUGAUCCGAAUUCUUGGGGGACCGACGACCCACGUUGGACGUCGAAUACAGACACCUCAUUCUGUAACAGUUGUGGGUACUUGCAAUCUAACGACGUAUCUCGCAAUGAAUGUCGGUGUUUUCCGGAAUUGUAUGGAGGCUGUAAGACGCCAGUGGCAGUGCAAGUGUUUCGCACACCCUCUGGAAAGAACAAUGGACUCAUCGCGCGAUGUGAAUUCCCUCGUGGCGCUGCAAUUGGAGAAUUCGUUGGACUGAUUACGAAAGACAUGGAAGGUAAAGAUGUGAUGCAAAGCGAUAACAAUGGGAAGCGCUAUCAGAUCUUUCAAGGGAAAUUAGGUAACUAUACCCGUUUCGUCAACCACUCGUGUGCGCCCAACAGUCAGUUUCAAAAGUUUUGCUGGCUAGGCUCCGAGCGCGUUAUCUUGACGUCUCGGGGAAUCGAAUCUGGGUCGGAAAUCACAGUCGACUACUCAGAUGAGUAUUGGAAGGGACUAGACAAGGAAUGCAAGUGUGGCGAGCCAUGCUGUCGUUAUUUGAAGAAGCAGACGAGAAAAGCUUGA
Messenger RNA from Glarea lozoyensis ATCC 20868, 1890 nucleotides. Its product is annotated as SET. The record is from RefSeq and is a predicted model, not a curated record. The transcript has 7 exons. NCBI's taxonomy places the organism in Eukaryota, Fungi, Ascomycota, Leotiomycetes, Helotiales, Helotiaceae. The coding region runs from base 1 to 1890 and encodes 629 amino acids. Gene Ontology annotation, molecular function: protein binding.